This is a messenger RNA of Lates calcarifer (barramundi perch), 10684 nucleotides long. RefSeq names its product cytadherence high molecular weight protein 2-like. The transcript has a single exon. The record is from RefSeq and is a predicted model, not a curated record. The coding region runs from base 110 to 10060 and encodes 3316 amino acids. Lineage: Eukaryota; Metazoa; Chordata; Actinopteri; Centropomidae.
CAAGAUUACUUUAAAACUAGAUGAACAAGAAGUCCAGAUUGACGCCACCAGAGGACUAAAACAAGAACUGGGAAGCAUUGAGAAGAGGGUGCUGGCAGAAAGAAAAGAAAUGGAACUCUUGAGGAAGAAUCUCAACAAGAUGAAAGCAGAACUUGAAGCUAUGAUGAUCAGCAUCAGUAGCGAGAGAGAAUGUCUCAGUCAAAUGAGGAUUUACAUGGACAGAAAGAAAGCCAUGUUUUUGAAUGAAAAGGACAAACUGGAAAAAGAAAGGUCUCAACUGAUGAUGAUGAGAGAACAUCCAGUCAUGACUAAAAUGAAAGUCCUAGAAAGUCUGAGGGUGAAACUUCAACAGCUGAAAGAAAGAAUGAGUGAUGACAUCAAACACAAAAUGGAACGUUUACAACAAAACAACGAAGAUAUGCUAACGGUGUGGUCUGCAUUGGAAGAAAAGUGUGCAGAGCUUGAUGGACAGAAAGAAAACAUGAAUUGUUACACCGAGCUGUUAGAGAGAGAAAAGGAAGGUCUGAUAAGUAUACUGUCAGACAUGGUCAUCCAGAAAGAGCAUGUUGAACAUCUAUGGAGGCAAAAGUUUAUGAAUGAAAAACUACAUCUUGACAAACUGAGGGCAGAGCUGAAGGAGGAGAGAGAAGAAUUAGACAGAGUGAAUGAGAUGAUGAACAAAGAUAAAAUGGACUUGGAGAUGAUGAGGUCUGACAUCCUGAAACAAAGUGACCUAUUAGACCAAGAGAAACGACAUAUAAAGGAGGAAAAAGACAAUUUGGAAAUCAUAAAGACUGAACUUCAAAAGAAAAAAGAACAUGCAGACAUUCUGAUUGAUGAGAUGAACAGAGAGAAAACCAACAUUAGAGAUUUGACCCAUCUGGUUCAGACAGGAAUAAAGACACUUCAGAAUGAGAUGAACAUAAUUAAAUUGAAACAAAAAGAACAUGAACUAAAGGAUAAUGACCUCAAAACACAAUUUCAGGAACUACAAACCUAUAGGAGCACUGUAUUGGAAGAAAGAGAAGGACUGAAACUUUUGAGGAAGGAUCUCAACAAGAAGAAAGAAGAGGUUGAAGCUGUUAUCAACAGCAUAAGUCUAGAAAAAGAACAAAUCAGUCAGCUGAAGACUAGUCUUGAUAUGGACAGGCAAAAACUUGAGAGUGAGAAAGAUAAAGUGAAAGAUGAACAGUCAGAGUUGAAAGUCAAAGAAGAUCAAUUCAUGAGUAAAAUACUAUUCAUACAAACCUUGAGAGGUAAACUCCAAGAACUGAACAAAAAUACACAUAGAGACAUCAAAAACAAAAUAGAGCAAUUAGACCAAAACAAUAAAGACAUGCAAAGAUUGUGCAUUGCAUUGCAGAAAAAACUUGCAAACUUUGAUAAAGAGACAACCCAGAUGUCGGUUUACACUGAGCUGAUGCAGACAGAAAAAAAUGCUCUCAUCGGUAUACUCUCAGAGAUGGUAAUGAAACGAGAAGUCAUGGAAAAUCAAUGGAAGCAGAAGGUUGAAAUGGAAAAACAAAAUUCUAAUAACCAGAGGGAAGAGCUGAAGCAAGACAGGGAGGACCUGGAUAGACUUAAUGAGAUGAUGAAUAAAGAGAGGCAGGAAUUGGAGCUGAUGAGGUCUAAUAUUCUGAAACAAAUGGACUUGUUAGAGCAAGAGAAGCAAGACAUAAAAGAGGGAAAAGAAAAGUUGGAAAUUAUAAAGAUUGAGCUACAAGAGAAGAAAGAACAUGCAGAGAGUCUGUUUGAUGAGAUAAACAGAAAUAAAACCAACAUUAAAGAGCUGACCCUAAAGGCCCAGAGAGAGCGAGACAAACUUGAACAAGUCGUUAACAAGAUUACUUUAAAACUAGAUGAACAAGAAGUCCAGAUUGACGCCACCAGAGGACUAAAACAAGAACUGGGAAGCAUUGAGAAGAGGGUGCUGGCAGAAAGAAAAGAAAUGGAACUCUUGAGGAAGAAUCUCAACAAGAUGAAAGCAGAACUUGAAGCUAUGAUGAUCAGCAUCAGUAGCGAGAGAGAAUGUCUCAGUCAAAUGAGGAUUUACAUGGACAGAAAGAAAGCCAUGUUUUUGAAUGAAAAGGACAAACUGGAAAAAGAAAGGUCUCAACUGAUGAUGAUGAGAGAACAUCCAGUCAUGACUAAAAUGAAAGUCCUAGAAAGUCUGAGGGUGAAACUUCAACAGCUGAAAGAAAGAAUGAGUGAUGACAUCAAACACAAAAUGGAACGUUUACAACAAAACAACGAAGAUAUGCUAACGGUGUGGUCUGCAUUGGAAGAAAAGUGUGCAGAGCUUGAUGGACAGAAAGAAAACAUGAAUUGUUACACCGAGCUGUUAGAGAGAGAAAAGGAAGGUCUGAUAAGUAUACUGUCAGACAUGGUCAUCCAGAAAGAGCAUGUUGAACAUCUAUGGAGGCAAAAGUUUAUGAAUGAAAAACUACAUCUUGACAAACUGAGGGCAGAGCUGAAGGAGGAGAGAGAAGAAUUAGACAGAGUGAAUGAGAUGAUGAACAAAGAUAAAAUGGACUUGGAGAUGAUGAGGUCUGACAUCCUGAAACAAAGUGACCUAUUAGACCAAGAGAAACGACAUAUAAAGGAGGAAAAAGACAAUUUGGAAAUCAUAAAGACUGAACUUCAAAAGAAAAAAGAACAUGCAGACAUUCUGAUUGAUGAGAUGAACAGAGAGAAAACCAACAUUAGAGAUUUGACCCAUCUGGUUCAGACAGGAAUAAAGACACUUCAGAAUGAGAUGAACAUAAUUAAAUUGAAACAAAAAGAACAUGAACUAAAGGAUAAUGACCUCAAAACACAAUUUCAGGAACUACAAACCUAUAGGAGCACUGUAUUGGAAGAAAGAGAAGGACUGAAACUUUUGAGGAAGGAUCUCAACAAGAAGAAAGAAGAGGUUGAAGCUGUUAUCAACAGCAUAAGUCUAGAAAAAGAACAAAUCAGUCAGCUGAAGACUAGUCUUGAUAUGGACAGGCAAAAACUUGAGAGUGAGAAAGAUAAAGUGAAAGAUGAACAGUCAGAGUUGAAAGUCAAAGAAGAUCAAUUCAUGAGUAAAAUACUAUUCAUACAAACCUUGAGAGGUAAACUCCAAGAACUGAACAAAAAUACACAUAGAGACAUCAAAAACAAAAUAGAGCAAUUAGACCAAAACAAUAAAGACAUGCAAAGAUUGUGCAUUGCAUUGCAGAAAAAACUUGCAAACUUUGAUAAAGAGACAACCCAGAUGUCGGUUUACACUGAGCUGAUGCAGACAGAAAAAAAUGCUCUCAUCGGUAUACUCUCAGAGAUGGUAAUGAAACGAGAAGUCAUGGAAAAUCAAUGGAAGCAGAAGGUUGAAAUGGAAAAACAAAAUUCUAAUAACCAGAGGGAAGAGCUGAAGCAAGACAGGGAGGACCUGGAUAGACUUAAUGAGAUGAUGAAUAAAGAGAGGCAGGAAUUGGAGCUGAUGAGGUCUAAUAUUCUGAAACAAAUGGACUUGUUAGAGCAAGAGAAGCAAGACAUAAAAGAGGGAAAAGAAAAGUUGGAAAUUAUAAAGAUUGAGCUACAAGAGAAGAAAGAACAUGCAGAGAGUCUGUUUGAUGAGAUAAACAGAAAUAAAACCAACAUUAAAGAGCUGACCCUAAAGGCCCAGAGAGAGCGAGACAAACUUGAACAAGUCGUUAACAAGAUUACUUUAAAACUAGAUGAACAAGAAGUCCAGAUUGACGCCACCAGAGGACUAAAACAAGAACUGGGAAGCAUUGAGAAGAGGGUGCUGGCAGAAAGAAAAGAAAUGGAACUCUUGAGGAAGAAUCUCAACAAGAUGAAAGCAGAACUUGAAGCUAUGAUGAUCAGCAUCAGUAGCGAGAGAGAAUGUCUCAGUCAAAUGAGGAUUUACAUGGACAGAAAGAAAGCCAUGUUUUUGAAUGAAAAGGACAAACUGGAAAAAGAAAGGUCUCAACUGAUGAUGAUGAGAGAACAUCCAGUCAUGACUAAAAUGAAAGUCCUAGAAAGUCUGAGGGUGAAACUUCAACAGCUGAAAGAAAGAAUGAGUGAUGACAUCAAACACAAAAUGGAACGUUUACAACAAAACAACGAAGAUAUGCUAACGGUGUGGUCUGCAUUGGAAGAAAAGUGUGCAGAGCUUGAUGGACAGAAAGAAAACAUGAAUUGUUACACCGAGCUGUUAGAGAGAGAAAAGGAAGGUCUGAUAAGUAUACUGUCAGACAUGGUCAUCCAGAAAGAGCAUGUUGAACAUCUAUGGAGGCAAAAGUUUAUGAAUGAAAAACUACAUCUUGACAAACUGAGGGCAGAGCUGAAGGAGGAGAGAGAAGAAUUAGACAGAGUGAAUGAGAUGAUGAACAAAGAUAAAAUGGACUUGGAGAUGAUGAGGUCUGACAUCCUGAAACAAAGUGACCUAUUAGACCAAGAGAAACGACAUAUAAAGGAGGAAAAAGACAAUUUGGAAAUCAUAAAGACUGAACUUCAAAAGAAAAAAGAACAUGCAGACAUUCUGAUUGAUGAGAUGAACAGAGAGAAAACCAACAUUAGAGAUUUGACCCAUCUGGUUCAGACAGGAAUAAAGACACUUCAGAAUGAGAUGAACAUAAUUAAAUUGAAACAAAAAGAACAUGAACUAAAGGAUAAUGACCUCAAAACACAAUUUCAGGAACUACAAACCUAUAGGAGCACUGUAUUGGAAGAAAGAGAAGGACUGAAACUUUUGAGGAAGGAUCUCAACAAGAAGAAAGAAGAGGUUGAAGCUGUUAUCAACAGCAUAAGUCUAGAAAAAGAACAAAUCAGUCAGCUGAAGACUAGUCUUGAUAUGGACAGGCAAAAACUUGAGAGUGAGAAAGAUAAAGUGAAAGAUGAACAGUCAGAGUUGAAAGUCAAAGAAGAUCAAUUCAUGAGUAAAAUACUAUUCAUACAAACCUUGAGAGGUAAACUCCAAGAACUGAACAAAAAUACACAUAGAGACAUCAAAAACAAAAUAGAGCAAUUAGACCAAAACAAUAAAGACAUGCAAAGAUUGUGCAUUGCAUUGCAGAAAAAACUUGCAAACUUUGAUAAAGAGACAACCCAGAUGUCGGUUUACACUGAGCUGAUGCAGACAGAAAAAAAUGCUCUCAUCGGUAUACUCUCAGAGAUGGUAAUGAAACGAGAAGUCAUGGAAAAUCAAUGGAAGCAGAAGGUUGAAAUGGAAAAACAAAAUUCUAAUAACCAGAGGGAAGAGCUGAAGCAAGACAGGGAGGACCUGGAUAGACUUAAUGAGAUGAUGAAUAAAGAGAGGCAGGAAUUGGAGCUGAUGAGGUCUAAUAUUCUGAAACAAAUGGACUUGUUAGAGCAAGAGAAGCAAGACAUAAAAGAGGGAAAAGAAAAGUUGGAAAUUAUAAAGAUUGAGCUACAAGAGAAGAAAGAACAUGCAGAGAGUCUGUUUGAUGAGAUAAACAGAAAUAAAACCAACAUUAAAGAGCUGACCCUAAAGGCCCAGAGAGAGCGAGACAAACUUGAACAAGUCGUUAACAAGAUUACUUUAAAACUAGAUGAACAAGAAGUCCAGAUUGACGCCACCAGAGGACUAAAACAAGAACUGGGAAGCAUUGAGAAGAGGGUGCUGGCAGAAAGAAAAGAAAUGGAACUCUUGAGGAAGAAUCUCAACAAGAUGAAAGCAGAACUUGAAGCUAUGAUGAUCAGCAUCAGUAGCGAGAGAGAAUGUCUCAGUCAAAUGAGGAUUUACAUGGACAGAAAGAAUGCCAUGUUUUUGAAUGAAAAGGACAAACUGGAAAAAGAAAGGUCUCAACUGAUGAUGAUGAGAGAACAUCCAGUCAUGACUAAAAUGAAAGUCCUAGAAAGUCUGAGGGUGAAACUUCAACAGCUGAAAGAAAGAAUGAGUGAUGACAUCAAACACAAAAUGGAACGUUUACAACAAAACAACGAAGAUAUGCUAACGGUGUGGUCUGCAUUGGAAGAAAAGUGUGCAGAGCUUGAUGGACAGAAAGAAAACAUGAAUUGUUACACCGAGCUGUUAGAGAGAGAAAAGGAAGGUCUGAUAAGUAUACUGUCAGACAUGGUCAUCCAGAAAGAGCAUGUUGAACAUCUAUGGAGGCAAAAGUUUAUGAAUGAAAAACUACAUCUUGACAAACUGAGGGCAGAGCUGAAGGAGGAGAGAGAAGAAUUAGACAGAGUGAAUGAGAUGAUGAACAAAGAUAAAAUGGACUUGGAGAUGAUGAGGUCUGACAUCCUGAAACAAAGUGACCUAUUAGACCAAGAGAAACGACAUAUAAAGGAGGAAAAAGACAAUUUGGAAAUCAUAAAGACUGAACUUCAAAAGAAAAAAGAACAUGCAGACAUUCUGCAUGAUGAGAUGAACAGAGAGAAAACCAACAUUAGAGAUUUGACCCAUCUGGUUCAGACAGGAAUAAAGACACUUCAGAAUGAGAUGAACAUAAUUAAAUUGAAACAAAAAGAACAUGAACUAAAGGAUAAUGACCUCAAAACACAAUUUCAGGAACUACAAACCUAUAGGAGCACUGUAUUGGAAGAAAGAGAAGGACUGAAACUUUUGAGGAAGGAUCUCAACAAGAAGAAAGAAGAGGUUGAAGCUGUUAUCAACAGCAUAAGUCUAGAAAAAGAACAAAUCAGUCAGCUGAAGACUAGUCUUGAUAUGGACAGGCAAAAACUUGAGAGUGAGAAAGAUAAAGUGAAAGAUGAACAGUCAGAGUUGAAAGUCAAAGAAGAUCAAUUCAUGAGUAAAAUACUAUUCAUACAAACCUUGAGAGGUAAACUCCAAGAACUGAACAAAAAUACACAUAGAGACAUCAAAAACAAAAUAGAGCAAAUAGACCAAAACAAUAAAGACAUGCAAAGAUUGUGCAUUGCAUUGCAGAAAAAACUUGCAAACUUUGAUAAAGAGACAACCCAGAUGUCGGUUUACACUGAGCUGAUGCAAACAGAAAAAAAUGCUCUCAUCGGUAUACUCUCAGAGAUGGUAAUGAAACGAGAAGUCAUGGAAAAUCAAUGGAAGCAGAAGGUUGAAAUGGAAAAACAAAAUUCUAAUAACCAGAGGGAAGAGCUGAAGCAAGACAGGGAGGACCUGGAUAGACUUAAUGAGAUGAUGAAUAAAGAGAGGCAGGAAUUGGAGCUGAUGAGGUCUAAUAUUCUGAAACAAAUGGACUUGUUAGAGCAAGAGAAGCAAGACAUAAAAGAGGGAAAAGAAAAGUUAGAAAUUAUAAAGAUUGAGCUACAAGAGAAGAAAGAACAUGCAGAGAGUCUGUUUGAUGAGAUAAACAGAAAUAAAACCAACAUUAAAGAGCUGACCCUAAAGGCCCAGAGAGAGCGAGACAAACUUGAACAAGUCGUUAACAAGAUUACUUUAAAACUAGAUGAACAAGAAGUCCAGAUUGACGCCACCAGAGGACUAAAACAAGAACUGGGAAGCAUUGAGAAGAGGGUGCUGGCAGAAAGAAAAGAAAUGGAACUCUUGAGGAAGAAUCUCAACAAGAUGAAAGCAGAACUUGAAGCUAUGAUGAUCAGCAUCAGUAGCGAGAGAGAAUGUCUCAGUCAAAUGAGGAUUUACAUGGACAGAAAGAAAGCCAUGUUUUUGAAUGAAAAGGACAAACUGGAAAAAGAAAGGUCUCAACUGAUGAUGAGAGAACAUCUAGUCAUGACUAAAAUGAAAGUCCUAGAAAGUCUGAGGGUGAAACUUCAACAGCUGAAAGAAAGAAUGAGUGAUGACAUCAAACACAAAAUGGAACGUUUACAACAAAACAACGAAGAUAUGCUAACGGUGUGGUCUGCAUUGGAAGAAAAGUGUGCAGAGCUUGAUGGACAGAAAGAAAACAUGAAUUGUUACACCGAGCUGUUAGAGAGAGAAAAGGAAGGUCUGAUAAGUAUACUGUCAGACAUGGUCAUCCAGAAAGAGCAUGUUGAACAUCUAUGGAGGCAAAAGUUUAUGAAUGAAAAACUACAUCUUGACAAACUGAGGGCAGAGCUGAAGGAGGAGAGAGAAGAAUUAGACAGAGUGAAUGAGAUGAUGAACAAAGAUAAAAUGGACUUGGAGAUGAUGAGGUCUGACAUCCUGAAACAAAGUGACCUAUUAGACCAAGAGAAACGACAUAUAAAGGAGGAAAAAGACAAUUUGGAAAUCAUAAAGACUGAACUUCAAAAGAAAAAAGAACAUGCAGACAUUCUGAUUGAUGAGAUGAACAGAGAGAAAACCAACAUUAGAGAUUUGACCCAUCUGGUUCAGACAGGAAUAAAGACACUUCAGAAUGAGAUGAACAUAAUUAAAUUGAAACAAAAAGAACAUGAACUAAAGGAUAAUGACCUCAAAACACAAUUUCAGGAACUACAAACCUAUAGGAGCACUGUAUUGGAAGAAAGAGAAGGACUGAAACUUUUGAGGAAGGAUCUCAACAAGAAGAAAGAAGAGGUUGAAGCUGUUAUCAACAGCAUAAGUCUAGAAAAAGAACAAAUCAGUCAGCUGAAGACUAGUCUUGAUAUGGACAGGCAAAAACUUGAGAGUGAGAAAGAUAAAGUGAAAGAUGAACAGUCAGAGUUGAAAGUCAAAGAAGAUCAAUUCAUGAGUAAAAUACUAUUCAUACAAACCUUGAGAGGUAAACUCCAAGAACUGAACAAAAAUACACAUAGAGACAUCAAAAACAAAAUAGAGCAAUUAGACCAAAACAAUAAAGACAUGCAAAGAUUGUGCAUUGCAUUGCAGAAAAAACUUGCAAACUUUGAUAAAGAGACAACCCAGAUGUCGGUUUACACUGAGCUGAUGCAGACAGAAAAAAAUGCUCUCAUCGGUAUACUCUCAGAGAUGGUAAUGAAACGAGAAGUCAUGGAAAAUCAAUGGAAGCAGAAGGUUGAAAUGGAAAAACAAAAUUCUAAUAACCAGAGGGAAGAGCUGAAGCAAGACAGGGAGGACCUGGAUAGACUUAAUGAGAUGAUGAAUAAAGAGAGGCAGGAAUUGGAGCUGAUGAGGUCUAAUAUUCUGAAACAAAUGGACUUGUUAGAGCAAGAGAAGCAAGACAUAAAAGAGGGAAAAGAAAAGUUGGAAAUUAUAAAGAUUGAGCUACAAGAGAAGAAAGAACAUGCAGAGAGUCUGUUUGAUGAGAUAAACAGAAAUAAAACCAACAUUAAAGAGCUGACCCUAAAGGCCCAGAGAGAGCGAGACAAACUUGAACAAGUCGUUAACAAGAUUACUUUAAAACUAGAUGAACAAGAAGUCCAGAUUGACGCCACCAGAGGACUAAAACAAGAACUGGGAAGCAUUGAGAAGAGGGUGCUGGCAGAAAGAAAAGAAAUGGAACUCUUGAGGAAGAAUCUCAACAAGAUGAAAGCAGAACUUGAAGCUAUGAUGAUCAGCAUCAGUAGCGAGAGAGAAUGUCUCAGUCAAAUGAGGAUUUACAUGGACAGAAAGAAAGCCAUGUUUUUGAAUGAAAAGGACAAACUGGAAAAAGAAAGGUCUCAACUGAUGAUGAUGAGAGAACAUCCAGUCAUGACUAAAAUGAAAGUCCUAGAAAGUCUGAGGGUGAAACUUCAACAGCUGAAAGAAAGAAUGAGUGAUGACAUCAAACACAAAAUGGAACGUUUACAACAAAACAACGAAGAUAUGCUAACGGUGUGGUCUGCAUUGGAAGAAAAGUGUGCAGAGCUUGAUGGACAGAAAGAAAACAUGAAUUGUUACACCGAGCUGUUAGAGAGAGAAAAGGAAGGUCUGAUAAGUAUACUGUCAGACAUGGUCAUCCAGAAAGAGCAUGUUGAACAUCUAUGGAGGCAAAAGUUUAUGAAUGAAAAACUACAUCUUGACAAACUGAGGGCAGAGCUGAAGGAGGAGAGAGAAGAAUUAGACAGAGUGAAUGAGAUGAUGAACAAAGAUAAAAUGGACUUGGAGAUGAUGAGGUCUGACAUCCUGAAACAAAGUGACCUAUUAGACCAAGAGAAACGACAUAUAAAGGAGGAAAAAGACAAUUUGGAAAUCAUAAAGACUGAACUUCAAAAGAAAAAAGAACAUGCAGACAUUCUGCAUGAUGAGAUGAACAGAGAGAAAAACCAACAUUAGAGAUUUGACCCAUCUGGUUCAGACAGGAAUAAAGACACUUCAGAAUGAGAUGAACAUAAUUAAAUUGAAACAAAAAGAACAUGAACUAAAGGAUAAUGACCUCAAAACACAAUUUCAGGAACUACAAACCUAUAGGAGCACUGUAUUGGAAGAAAGAGAAGGACUAAAACUUUUGAGGAAGGAUCUCAACAAGAAGAAAGAAGAGGUUGAAGCUGUUAUCAACAGCAUAAGUCUAGAAAAAGAACAAAUCAGUCAGCUGAAGACUAGUCUUGAUAUGGACAGGCAAAAACUUGAGAGUGAGAAAGAUAAAGUGAAAGAUGAACAGUCAGAGUUGAAAGUCAAAGAAGAUCAAUUCAUGAGUAAAAUACUAUUCAUACAAACCUUGAGAGGUAAACUCCAAGAACUGAACAAAAAUACACAUAGAGACAUCAAAAACAAAAUAGAGCAAAUAGACCAAAACAAUAAAGACAUGCAAAGAUUGUGCAUUGCAUUGCAGAAAAAACUUGCAAACUUUGAUAAAGAGACAACCCAGAUGUCGGUUUACACUGAGCUGAUGCAAACAGAAAAAAAUGCUCUCAUCGGUAUACUCUCAGAGAUGGUAAUGAAACGAGAAGUCAUGGAAAA